This is a messenger RNA of Plodia interpunctella (Indianmeal moth), 1646 nucleotides long. RefSeq names its product putative carbonic anhydrase 3. Gene Ontology annotation, cellular component: plasma membrane. The transcript is spliced from 7 exons. The coding region runs from base 253 to 1230 and encodes 325 amino acids. Gene Ontology annotation, biological process: one-carbon metabolic process. Gene Ontology annotation, molecular function: carbonate dehydratase activity; zinc ion binding. The record is from RefSeq and is a predicted model, not a curated record. Lineage: Eukaryota; Metazoa; Arthropoda; Insecta; Lepidoptera; Pyralidae.
GCCAAGCACUGCCGCGCAGUGUCGUGCCAGAAUUACUAUUUGAGCGCACCUCGCGACACUCAUCAAUAAGUUAAUAAACACUGAUUAAGUUAAAUCGAGCUAAUAUUAUGAAUCAUAUUUUUAACUUAAACUGACGAACUUAAACAAUAUCUAGUUGAAAAUUACAAUGCCUGAUAGACGGUGAUAAUUUAAUAAAUUGCUUCUAUAAAACUAAAUAAUUUUCUGAAAAUCUACAAAUAAAAUACAUUCAUCAUGCGAAUAUUAAUACUGUCGUUUUUUGCACUCGCAUUAUUUCAAGCACCAGAAAUGACGAAAGGCGAAGACUUCGGAUAUGAUGGUGUCAUAGGGCCGAUGCACUGGGGCGAACGCUACCGGGAGUGCGCGGGCAAGCACCAAAGCCCCAUCAACAUCAACGUGCUGCGCGUUAAGCAGGUCACGCUGCCUGACAUCGUCUUUGUCGGCUUCGACGACUCCAUCGACGGCGUCCACGUCACCAAUAACGGACAUACAGUGCUGAUCGAGGUGGAGAACGAGCCACACCCUCGGGUCCGCGGAGGUCCUCUAAAUGGUGACUAUAUCUUUAGUCAGAUGCACUUCCACUGGGGCGACAACGACACCUUCGGCUCCGAGGACAAGAUCAACCACAGAAGUUUUCCAAUGGAGUUACACAUGGUGUUCUUCAAAGAAGACUACAGUAAUACUUCCGAAGCUGUUAAGCAUUUAGAUGGCUUGACAGUACUUGCAUUCUUCUACGAGUUGGAUCGUCACAAGCACCCAGCGUACGAUGACAUCACGUCAGCUUUGCGCAACGUGACCGAACCUCGCAGUAGCGUGGUCAUGGCCCACCCGUUCUCCUUCCUCAACAUCCUGCCCUACGACCUGCGGCGGUACUUCACUUACCAAGGGUCGCUCACCACGCCGCCCUGCUCAGAGGUCGUGAUAUGGCUGGACUUCGAACAACCCAUUCGCUUGGCACAUGAUCAGAUAGAAUCGUUCAGAGAGUUGAAAUCGGCCCAUGGGAAAAUAACGCACAACUUUAGGCCAAUCCAGCCGAUAGGGGAUCGAAUGGUGUUCUACAACAUCGAUAACAACUACUUCAUAUACAACGAGGUAGACGAGCCUGAGGAAACUACAACCCACAGGCCUCAUCGCAGGAGGAACAGCUCCUGCAGACCUAAAUACCAAGUCAUUUUCGCUUUUAUAACAGCAGCUAUUUACUUUUGUAUAUAAGGUCACAUUUCAGUGUGGUAAACCUAAAAUUUCACUGCUUUUUUAGGGUAUAAGACCUUGUCAGAAAGAACCAAAUCUUUACCCCGGGCAAGGCCGUAGAAGACAGAAAUCUAAUAAUAACAUCUAGACCUUUGUGGGGCACAUAUUAGAUUUGAUAAAAAAAUGCCAUUAGUAUAUUUUUUUAAUAUUUAGAUCUCCACAGUCAGAGAGGCAAAACUAUAGUGUAUACUUUGUAUUUGUUGCAGAUGUGUCAAUUAUAAGUAUCUAUUAACGAUUAUAUUGGAUACUAAUUAGAAAUGUAGACUAUAAUAAAUAGAUAUUAUGUAAUUUUGAAAAUAAAUAACAGACUGACAAUAUUAUUAAGAGUUACGGUGUAAUCCUGUGAUAAUUAAAUGAAAUAAAAAUUUUCAAUCCAA